Molecule: messenger RNA, 12230 nt
Organism: Thamnophis elegans (Western terrestrial garter snake)
Lineage: Eukaryota; Metazoa; Chordata; Lepidosauria; Squamata; Natricidae
Exons: 21
Coding region: 587-10141 (3184 amino acids)
Biological process (GO): regulation of transcription by RNA polymerase II
Molecular function (GO): RNA polymerase II cis-regulatory region sequence-specific DNA binding; DNA-binding transcription factor activity, RNA polymerase II-specific
Source: RefSeq, a predicted model, not a curated record
UCGUUGACCGCUAGGAAGCGCGAUCUCGCUUUUCCCGGGGGAGGAGAGGCGGCUGCAGGGAAGGGGAAUCGGCAGCGGAGCGGCUGAGUGUCUGGAGGCUGGCCGGGCAGGAGAGGAGGGGAGCGGGCUAGAGGCGUGGCGGGGACAACCCGCUGGCCUUGCGUAGUAGGAGGUCGGGAGCAGCGCCGCUGAGCCCGGCGGGGAGGAGGAGGAGGAGGAGGCCGGGGCCGGAGCCAGGCGUGGAAGAGAGCCUCCCCGAGGAGCCGCCGGGCUCAGAGGCCGAGCGCUUCCGCCGCUUUGGGCUCCCGGGGGUCGGCGGGGCCCCGGGCGCUCUGCAGCCGCUUGCAGUAGCGAAGCCCCUGGAGAAGGAGGAAGAAGAGCAGCCGAGCUCCCGGGGAUGGAGGAAGGAGGGGGGAUCCCGGAGCGGUUCCUAGCCGGACUGUCUCGGGAGAUGGUGGGCUGACUGCUGCGGGAGGGCCGGGCGGAGAGCUGCCCCCACUUGGCGGCUGCCCUGGUCGGAGGCUUCUCGCUCAGCCCUCCUCGGGCCCAGGAACGAACGGAGGCAGAUCGGCGGCAGGGCAAGCUGAUGAAGAUGGCCACAGUGUCUCCUGAAGGCGGAGAAGUUCUCUCUGGUCUUUCUAUGGAGCAGGUGAUGGGCUUCUCUGAGGAGCAUCCAACUCAGGUCUUGUUGCCUGGGAACUCAAAGUUGUGGAUGGAAACGGCUGCAACAUCUCCUCUGUCUGGUGGAGCCGCAACAUUUCAGGGCUCGGUAACCUUUGAGGAGGUGGCUGUGUAUUUCACGGAGGAGGAGUGGGCGCUGCUGGAUCCCAGCCAGAGAGCCUUGCACGAGGAAGUCAUGCUGGAGAAUUCUAGGAACGUAGCCGCUCUGGUUUAUGGGCAGGCGCAUAACCAGGAGCCAAGCCUAGGGCAAGGGAUCCAGUCUGAAAACGGGAUGGUUGGAAAUCGGGGAGCAGCUUCGAAGAGUGUGAAGAGCUGUCUAAGAAAUGGAAGGAAGAAAUCUCCUUCUAGUCACAAUGAAGUCCUCGGCCUCCCAACCCAGCCACUUCAGCAACGGGAAGAAGUUGGAAAACAUUUCGGGUAUGGCAAAAUAGACAAAGCAAAAUCUGUUUUCGGUAAAUAUUAUACGAACCGAAUUGAAGAGGAACAGCAUGAACAUCAAGAGUAUGGGCAAAAUAUCAAUCUUAGCUCCUCUCUUGUUUUACAUCACCCACCAUACAUCUCAGAGACACCAUAUGCAUUUAUCGAUUGUGCGGAAAAACUCACUUUGAACAGUCAUUUUAGGCCCCAUAAAGAGAAGGACCCAUAUGAGUGUGAAAAGAGUGCCAGCCAGAAGCAGUUGCUUAUUUUACCCCCAGAAAAUCCCCCCUUGGAAAAACGAUAUAAAUGUCCGGAAUGCGGAAAGACCUUCACUCACAAAUGUAAACUUACUAUCCAUCAACGGACCCACACAGGGGAGAAACCGUAUACGUGUCUGGUAUGUGGAAGACAAUUCAGUCAGACUGGUCACCUUACCAGACAUCAACGAACCCACACAGGGGAAAAACCAUAUUCGUGCCUGCAAUGUGGAAGGAAGUAUAGUGGAAGUUCCAGCCUUAUCAAGCAUGUAAGGACCCACACGGGGGAGAAACCAUAUAAAUGUACAGAGUGCGAUAAGAGCUUCAAUCAGAGCAGUCACUAUAUCCGCCAUAAAAUGAUCCAUACAGGUGAAAAACCUUAUAAGUGCCUGGAGUGCGGGAAGAGCUUCGGGCGUAACUUUAGCCUUAUGCAACAUAAAAGGACUCACACCGGGGAGAAACCGUACCAAUGCUUGGUAUGUGGAAAGAGUUUCAGUGGAUCCUCGGAUCUCAUGUACCACAAGAGGAUUCAUACAGGGGAGAGACCGUAUAAAUGCCCGGAGUGCGGAAAGCGAUUCAGUAGGAGAAGUCGCCUUACAGCUCACAAAAGAAAACACACAGGGCAGAAACCGUACAUAUGCCUGGUGUGCGGAAGGAGAUUCAGUCAGAGUGGCCACCUAACAAGUCAUAAAAGAACCCACACCGGGGAGAAACCAUUCGCGUGCUUGAAAUGCGGAAGGAAGUUUAGUAGAAGAUCAAGCCUUGUAAUCCACGUGAGAAUCCACACAGGGGAGAGCCCAUAUAAAUGUACAGAAUGCGGGAAGGGCUUCCGUCAGAGAACUACCUACAUUUACCAUCGAAGGAUCCACACCGGAGAAAAACCCUUCAAAUGCCUGGAGUGUGGGAAGAACUUCAGGCGAAACUGUCACCUUAAGAAGCAUAAACGGAUGCACACUGGGAAGAAAUUGUACCAGCGUACGGCCGUGUGCCUUGUUUGCAGAGAUAUUAUGGCUGUAUUUGAAGAAUAUAAUAUGAGAUGGCACUAUGAGACCAAACAUCAUGACAGGUACAAAAACAUGAGCAUACAGCAAAAGAUAAAGACGGUGGAAGAGUUGAGAAAGAACCUGAUGUCGUUCAUAAAAGCAAAGACACAGCGUGAAGCUGCUGUGAAAGCUACUUUUAUAGUGGCAGAAGAGAUCGCUAAAGCGGCCUGGCCAUUUACAGAAGGCGAGUUUUUGAAGCGCUGCAUGGUUAAAGUGUGCGAAGUCUUGUGUCCCGACCAAAAGGGAGCAUUUUUGAACUUAAGCCUGAGCAGAAAUACUAUUGCUGGUCGGAUAGGUGAGCUUGCUACAGUUUUACAAGGACAAUUGGUUGAAAAGGGAAAAGAUUUCAUUGCGUAUUCCCUUGCUGUGGAUGAGAGCAGUGACAUCUCUGACGUGGCACAGCUGACAAUCUUCAUCCGUGGAGUGGACCCAAGUUUAUGCGUUACAGAGGAAUUUUUGGAUAUGAAAUCAAUGCAUGGCACUACCACAGGAAAAGACAUAUUUGAAGCAGUGUCUAAAUGUGUAAACGACAUGAAGCUGCCCUGGGACAAACUUACGGGACUGACAACAAAUGGGACACCUUCGAUGCGCGGGGAAGAGAGUGGAUUAGUGGGAAGGGUGCGAGAGAAGAUGAAGAGCGAGAAUUGCACAGGUGAGCUGACGGCAUAUCACUGCAUCAUACACCAGGAAACACUGUGCGGCAACAUUCUGAAGAUGGAACAUAUAAUGGGCACUGUAACACAGACAAUUAACUUUAUAAGAGCCAAUGGUUUAAAUCAUCAUCAAUUUAAGUCUUUCCUUGAGGAAAUGCAUUCUGAACUUGGUGAUCUGCCCUAUCACGCAGCGGCGCGGGGGAUAAGUCAAGAAAAAGUGCUCAGUAGGUUUUUUGAGUUGCGCCUGGACAUUUGUCAGUUUGUUGAAAGUAAAGGAAAAGACUCCACGGUACUGCGGGAUGAAAAGUGGCUGUGCGAAUUAGCCUUCCUGUGCGAUGUUACGAAACAUCUCGCGGCACUAAAGCUUCAGCUUCAGGGACGGGACUUUGCGAUCACGGACAUGUAUGAUGCAGUGAAAAGCUUUCAGGUAAAGCUGCAACUCUGGGAAGCUCAGAUGCAGCACGGAAACUUGAGUGACUUUCCCUGUUGCCAAACAAUCAUCAGCCAAGUCUCCACCGCUGUGUUCUCACAUGCUCAGUUUGCGGAUCAACUGAGCACGCUUCACAUGGAGUUUGCGCGCCGCUUUGUUGAGUUUGAAGCGCAGACAUUCGAUUUCGGACUGCUCAGUAAUCCAUUUUCAGUCGACGUGAAGGAGGCACCCGCAGACAUCCAGAUGGAGCUGAUGGAACUCCAGUGUAGCGACACACUUAAGGCAAAGUAUGAUUCUGUAGGGUCCGCGCAAUUCGCCAGGUUCAUCCCUGAAACGAUGCCCCAACUCCGCCUGCGAGCUGCUCGAAUGCUCUGCAUGUUUGGUAACACACACCUGUGUGAGAAAGUUUUCUCUGUGAUCAGGGCGAACAAAAGAGCCCACAGGAGUCUUCUCACUGAUGCACACCUCCGCUCUAUCCUGAGAGUUUCCACAGCUCAAAACCUAACGCUGAACAUGGAUGAACUUGUAGCCAGGAAAAGGUGCCAAACAUCCAGGUCAGAAAAAAAGGGCCAGCCGAUGAAGAUGGCCAGGGUACCCCCUGACCGUGGAGAAGCUCUAUCUGAUCUCUCUGCCACAACAUCUCAGGGCUCUGUAUCCUUUGAGGACGUGGUUGUGUAUUUCUCGGAGGAAGAGUGGGCUCUGCUGGAUUCCAGCCAAAGAGCCUUACACAGAGAAGUCAUGCUGGAGAACUCCAGGAAUCUGGCUGCUGUGGGUUACGGGCAGGAGCAUAAAGACUACCAGGGGCCCAGCUUAGCGCUAUUCGAGUCUGUAGAAAAGAUGUUUGGAAUUCAGGGGAUACUUCAAAAGAGAGCGAAAAGUUUCCUAAAGAAUCGAAGGAAGAAAUCUUCUCCCUCUGAUCGCAAUGAAGUCGUUGGCCUCCCAACUCCGCAACUUCAGCAACCAGUAGGAAGUGAAAAAUAUUUUGGUGGUGACAAGACAGAGAGCGCUAAAAUUGUUUUCAUUCAAUAUUGUACAAACCAGACUGAAGAGGAACAAUAUGAACGUCAAGAGUAUGGGCAAAAUAUCAAUCUUAGCUCCUCUCUUGUGUUACAUCACCCGUCAUAUAUCCAAGAGACACCAUAUGCACUUAUAAAUUGUGUAGAAAAAUUCACUUUAAACAGUCAUCUUAUGUCCGAUGGAGAGAAUAACCCAUAUGAGUGUGGAAAGGGUUUCAGCCAGAAACAGUUGCUUAUUUUACCCCCAGAAAAUCCCCCCAUGGAAAAACCAUACAAAUGUCCGGAGUGCGGAAAGACCUUUCCUCACAGAUGUAGGCUUACUGUCCAUGAAUGGAUUCACUCGGGGGAGAAGCCAUAUAUGUGCCAGGUCUGUGGGAAAAGAUUCAGGCAGACUGGUCACCUUUCGAGACAUCGACGGACCCACACUGGGGAGAAACCAUAUACGUGCCUUCACUGCGGAAGGAAGUUCAGUGAAAGUUCAGACCUUACCAAACAUGACAUUCGCCUAAAACAAAGACUGCUGGUUCGCUCUGAGGUGACCUUGCAAGCAGCCAUGGACGAAGCCAGAGCAGCAGAGAUGUCUGAUAGAUCCACUGCUGAGAUCCAGCAGAGCCAGCAGUUCUCCUCUCCAACCCCCAAAACCUUUCUAAUUGAUGACCUCAUUCCACUUGACAAAACCUUCGCAGAUGACGACCAAGUGGACCGCCUGAAGGGCCAAUCUGCCCUCCGACUGGCCUUCACGCUCCGAGAGGACUGCUUCAACAUCGACUGCCCAGCUGUUUCCGUGAGCAGCAACUUGUCCCACGUGGAGGAUGGCCGGAAGAUACAUAUCUCCCUACACAUCAAAGGGGCCCUGUGCACCACAGAGGUGGACUCUGGUUCUUCAAAGUUCAUUCUUUCAUGGGACACUCUCACUCACCUGAUUCUGACCAUCACCAGAGCCCACCUGAAAGAACCAACCACAGUCUUGCGUGACUUGGGCAUCCGUGCCAACUACCCUGCCGCUGCCUCCAUCGAAGAUGUCAUUCAGGAGUUUGCAGAUGUCUUUGAUGGCUCUUUGGGUAAAUACAGGGGAUCCCCUAUUAGUUUAAAUAUAGACCCACAAAUAGACCCCAUUUGCCUGAAGGCUCACAGGGUGCCGUUUGCCUUGAGACCGAAAGUUGAUGCGGAGCUGGAUAAGCUCCUGGCGCAAGCUAGGCUUCCCCUUAUCCAGACUCCGAGGAAGCGCGAUCUCGCUUACGCGGGAAGGAGGCGGACAAGUGCAUCCGGAGGAUCGCGGAGGGCUGAGCGCAACGGAGCAGCUGAGCGGCCGGGCAAGAGAGGAGAAGAGCGGGCUAGAGGCGCAGCUGGGCAGCCCGAUGGCCUGGCGGAGGAGAAGGAGAGCCAGCCGAUGAAGAUGGCGACGGGACACCCUGAUGGUGGAGAAGCUCUGUCUGGCCGCUCUGUGGAGCGACUGGGCUUUUCAGAGGAGGAUCCAGCUCAGGACUUGUUGCCAUGGAACCCAAGGUUGUCAUUGGAAACCGCUGAAACUUCUCCUCUGUCUGGUGGAGCUGCAACAGCUCAGGGCUCUGUAUCCUUUGAGGAUGUGGCUGUGUAUUUCACGGAGGAGGAGUGGGCUCUGCUGGAUUCUAGCCAAAGAUCCUUACACAGAGAAGUCAUGCUGGAGAAUUCCAGGAAUCUGGCUGCUGUGGGUUAUGGGCAGGAGCAUAAGAACUACCAGGAGCCCAGCUUAAUGCUAUUCCCGUCAGAAGAAAUGAUGCUUGGAAUUCAGGGAGUACUUCAAAGGAGUGUGAAAAGUUUUCUAAAGAAUGGAAGGAAGAAAUCUUCUCCCUCUGGUCACAGUGAAGUCCUCGGCCUCCCCACUCAGCAACUUCAUCAACGAGCAAGUGAAAAAUAUUUUGGCGGUGACAAGAUAGACAGAGGGAAAAUUGUUUUUAGUAAAUAUUGUACAAACCAGAUUGAAGAGGAACAAUAUGAACAUCCAGAAUAUGUGCAAAGUAUCAGCUCUUCUCUUGUUUUACAUCACCCAUCAUACAUCCAAGAGACACCAUAUGCACUUAUAAAUUGUGUAGAAAAAUUCACUUUAAACAGUCAUCUUAUGUCCGAUGGAGAGGAUAACCCAUAUGAGUGUGGAAAGGGUUUCAGCCAGAAACAGUUGCUUAUUUUACCCCCAGAAAAUCCCCCCAUGGAAAAACGAUACAAAUGUCUGGAGUGCGGAAAGACCUUCACUCACAGAUGUAAACUUACUGUCCAUGAACGGACCCACACAGGGGAGAAACCAUAUACAUGCCAGGUCUGUGGGAAAAGAUUCAGUCAAACUGGUCACCUUACCAGACAUCAACGAACCCACACUGGGGAGAAACCAUAUACGUGUCUUCACUGUGGAAGAAAGUUCAGUGGAAGUUCAAACCUUAUCAAACAUGUAAGGGGCCACACAGGGGAGAGACCGUAUAAAUGUACAGACUGUGAUAAGAGCUUCAGUCGGAAAACUACCUUUAUUUAUCAUAAAAGGAUCCAUACAGGAGAAAAACCGUACACAUGCCUGGAGUGCGGGAAGAGCUUCGGACGGAAUAGUAGCCUUAUGCAACAUAAAAGGACUCACACCGGGGAGAAACCGUACCAAUGCUUGGUAUGUGGAAAGAGUUUCAGUGGAUCCUCGGAUCUCAUGUACCACAAGAGGAUUCAUACAGGGGAGACACCGUAUAAAUGCCCAGAGUGCGGAAAGCGAUUCAGUAGGAGAAGUCGCCUUACAGCUCACAAAAGAAAGCACACAGGGCAGAAACCGUACAUAUGCCUGGUGUGCGGAAGGAGAUUCAGUCAGAGUGGCCACCUAACAAGACAUAAAAGAACCCACACUGGGGAGAAACCAUACGUGUGCAUGAAAUGUGGAAGAAACUUCAGUGGACGGUCCAGCCUUGUGAUACAUGUAAGAAUCCACACAGGGGAGAAACCAUAUAAAUGUACAGAAUGUGGAAGGUGUUUCCGUCAGAGAACUACCUACAUUUACCAUCGAAGAAUCCAUACGGGAGAAAAACCCUACAAAUGCCUAGAGUGUGGGAAGAACUUCAGGCGAAACUGUCACCUUACGAAACAUAAACGGAUGCACACCGGCGAGAAACCCUAUAAGUGUUUGGAGUGUGGAAAGAACUUCAGUGUUCGCUCAGAUCUGAACUGUCAUAGGAGGAUUCAUACAGGGGAGAGGCCAUAUAAGUGUUUGGCAUGUGGAAAGAGUUUCAAAUGCAGCGGUCAUUUUAUUUCCCAUAAAAGGGUUCACACGGGGGAAAAACCAUUCAAGUGCUCAGAGUGCGGAAAGAGCUUCAGUCAAAAAAAUCACCUUUUACAACAUAACGGAAUCCACACAAGAGAGAAACCAUGCAGGAGCCCUUCACGAAGGCAGUUUUGGUACCACCUGAAGGAAGAGAAGGUCUUUCCGGUCCCUCGAUGGAGCAGCUGUCGGGAAGGAUCCUGGAGGAGGAUCCAAUUUGGGUCACGUUGCCACGAUUCGGUGUCCUUUGAGGAGGUGGCUGUGUAUUUCACGGAGGAGGAGUGGGCGCUGCUGGAUCCCAGCCAGAGAGCCUUGCACGAGGAAGUCAUGCUGGAGAAUUUUAGGAAUGUGGCCGCUCUGGGUUAUGACCAGAAACAAAAUAAUUAUAAGGAGACCAGGGUAACCCUAUUACACAUGAUCAAGUCUGAAGAAGCCACGCUUGGAAACCAAGAGGCAUCACAAAGGAGUAAGAAAACCUGCAUAUGGAAGGGAGGGAAGAAUUCACCUUCUUCUGAAUAUAAUGCAGUCUAUGAUUUCCCAACCCAGCCAGUUCAACAACGAGAAGAUAAAGGAAUAUAUAAUAGAUGUGGUGAGAGAGGCGACAAGAAAUUUGAUUUCCGUAAAUACCAGACUGAAGAGGAACAAAACACAUAUCAAGAGGGUGGGAAGAGUAUCAAUCAUAUCUCUUCCAUUAAUUUACAUUACCAAUCACAUCUCAAGGACACACCAUGUGCAUUUAUAAAUUGUGAGGAAAGUGUCAAUUUAAGCAGUCAUCGUAUUUCUGAUAAUAAUGAAAAACAGCGUGAGUACGAAGAGGGCUCCAAUAAGAAACAGUUGCUUAUUUUACCCGCAGAAACUCCACCAAAGGAAAAAACAUACAAAUGUUCACAGUGCGGAAAGGCCUUCACACAGAGAUGUAAACUUACCAUACACGAAAGAAUCCACACAGGGGAAAAACCAUAUGUGUGCCUGACCUUCACACAGAGAUGUAAACUAAUCAUACACGAAAGGAUCCAUACAGGGGAGAAACCAUAUAUAUGCCAGGUGUGUGGAAGACGAUUCAAUCAGAGUGGCCACCUAACAAGACAUAAAAGAACCCACACUGGGGAGAAACCGUAUACGUGCCUGAAGUGUGGAAGGAAGUUCAGUGAAAGUUCAAGCCUUGUGAUGCACGUGAGAAGCCACACGGGAGAGAAACCAUAUAUAUGUACAGAAUGUGGAAAGAGCUUCCGUCAAAACAGCGUCUUUGUUUGCCAUAAAAGGAUCCACACUGGAGAAAAACCAUACAAAUGCACAGAGUGCGGAAAGAACUUCAGUCAGAACAGUAGCCUUUUGAAACAUAAAAGAAUUCAUACAGGGGAAAAACCGUACCAAUGCCUGGACUGUGGAAAGAGAUUCAGUGUACGCUCAGAUCUUACAUAUCAUAGAAAAAUGCACACAGAAGAGAAAUCAUUUAAGUGUUUGGAAUGUGGAAAGAGCUUCAAUUGCAACCGUUACUUUAUUCGCCACAAAAAGAUCCACACAGGAGAAAAACCAUACAAGUGCUUGGAGUGCGGAAAGAGUUUCAGUCAGAACAGUCACCUGGUCAAACAUAAAAGGAUUCACACAGGGGAAAAACCCUAUCAAUGCCUGGAGUGUGGAAAAAGCUUCACUGCAGCCUUACAUCUUACAUAUCACAGAAGAAUGCACACAGGGGAAAAACCUUACAAGUGUUUGGAAUGUGGAAAGAGUUUCAAUUGCAGCAGUUAUUUUAUUUGCCAUAAAAGGAUCCACACAGGGGAGAAACCAUAUAAAUGCCUGGAAUGCGGGAAGCAAUUCAAUAGGAACAGUCAUCUUGCUUAUCAUAAAAGGAUGCAUACAGGAGAGAAACCAUAUAAGUGCACAGACUGUGGAAAGAGCUUUUCAUAUAAAAAUGGCCUUAGGUACCAUCAAAGAAUCCAUACUGGAGAGAAACCAUAUGCCUGCUUGAAGUGUGGAAAGAAGUUCAGUGCAAGUGCAAACCUUAUGAUGCAUAUAAGAAUCCACACUGGGGAGAAACCGUAUAAAUGCACUGAGUGUGGGAAGAGCUUCCGUCAGAACAGCGUCUUUAUUUGCCAUAAAAGGAUCCACACAGGAGAAAAACCGUACAAAUGCAUGGAGUGCGGCAAGAACUUCCGUCAGAACAGUAAUCUUAUCAUACAUAAAAUAAUUCACACGGGAGAGAAACCAUAUGAAUGUGCAGAAUGUGGAAAGCACUUCAGUCACAAAAGUCACCUCAUGAGACAUAAAAAAAUCCACACAGGAGAGAAACCCUGUAAGUGCACAGAUUGUGGAAAGAGUUUUAGCCGAAAUAGUCACCUCGCGAAACACAAAAGAAUCCACACAAGAGAAAAACAAUAACUUGGGAGCUUUCAUCACACGUAUUUUCUUUUUAUAAAGGGAAAAAUAGCAAUAUGUUGACUGUAAAGUUCAGUAGCCUUGUCAGACUUAAAGGAAUCCACAUGGCAGAACCAUAAAAACGCCUGAAGUGUGGAAAUAAAUUUAAAAGAAUGUUGCACUUAUUUCUCAUAAGAGGUUGUAUUGUGGGAAGGAUGCCUGGAGUAAAUGGAAUUACCAGGACCGGCCUUUUAUCCCCUUAAAAAAAAAUACAGGAGAAAACAUGUACAGUAAAUGGUACAUUUAGUUGAGCUACAUGGACUUAAAAGUGCAGCGAUGUGUGGGAAGGCCAUAUCCAUUUGGUAUAAAAAGUAUACCUAGGAAUGGGUCAAAAAGACUUUUAAUAAGGCCUAUCAUCUUACAUCCUAGAAACAUUCCACUCGGGAGAGAAACUCUAAAUGAGCGGAAUGUGGAAAGGAUAGUGACAGUUGGACCUGUAAAGUGGCCCUGACAAAGAACAACUUCAUAUUGUUCCUCAAAAAAGAAUCCUAAUCAUUGCCAACUAAUAUUUCUGAUUGGUUAAUCCCCCGUGAGACGCCAUUUUUCUUUGAAUGUGAUGCACGCAAGACAUGAAUGGUUUGGAUCAUGACGUGGAUAUCAUUUUGAUCCCCUGAAGAGAUAUCUGAUUAAAAUCCUGGAUCUGAGCUUCACUUCUUAUAAGAAGUGAACCAUUUGGUUCUUUUCAUUAUUAUUACCAAACCAGUAAUUAUGACAUUUUGUAAUUAUUAUUUUUCUUCCAACUUGUGUUAAUGUAUUAAUUAAUUAACACAAGUGUUAAUGUUCUAAGUGGCCCCAAGUUAGGCUUUCUAGCUUAGUUCCUGAAAUAGGCCUCGGUAACUGCUGUCAUUUGUUGGAACAAAAUAAAUCCUAAAUAUAUAUCCAAAACAUUUUCUCUGAUAAUGUGAAAGAAGUGAAAAGAUUGAAAGGACGCCAAAGAGGAAUGCCUGAAGGAGGAAUUAUUGCUAUUUAUUAUUAUUAUAUAUACCAGAAUGUGAAAUCAUAGCCACCACUUCUUUUAACUAGGAUUGGUCUUCAUAUUCUUAUGGUUUGUCCACAGUCACCCAGUUUAGACUGGAUUUGGCAUUAUCAUAUUUUUGUCUCACUUUUUUUUUUACAUUUGGACACCUUUAUCUUCAUUCGUUAUACCCAAAUCUCUCUUGUUUUUCCCAAAUCCUAUGGAGUGGCAUGGGCCAGGCUGAGAGUGAGUGAUUGGCAAAAGUCACCCAAAAUGUUUAGGUUGAAAAUGAAAUGAAAAGGUUCGCAAGGGAUAUUAAAAAAAAGACUUAUAAAAGAAAUAAAGCUAUCAGUAUACCAAAUGUUCUAUGGAUUUGGCCAAAAAAGGGGGGGGAAUGAACUGAAUUUUUAUUUUGCUUCAUUUGUUGUGAUCAAGGAAGUAUGAAUCCCUCUCCCCAUUGUGAGAAUGCAUUGCGAGUAUUUACCACCAUUUAAGAGAUUCAGACUGGAAUUAAAUUGGGGCAGAGUGGAGUUCAUCAGAGAGUUCAAGUUAAGUGCCGGGAAAAUAGACUGAAGCAUGCUUAGCGUUGUUUAAAAAAAGGCCACCAACAGGGAUAUCAUAUCCCUGUCGAAGCAUUUGAUGAGAUGCCCUUUAGAAGAAAGAAAAAGUUUGUCCUGGAUUGUUCUAUAGUGCUGAAUAAGUAGUUGAAUUUUACAAAAAUGUCAUGAUGAUGAUAAUGGUAAAACUGUCAAAUACUCUUAAGACUUUGAAUAAGAAGGUAUCUCGUGGGUCAUCUAGUCCAACCUCCUGCUCAAGCAAGAGGCCCUACACCCGUGACAGUAAACCUAUGGCACGCAUGCCACAGGUGGCACGUGGAGCCCUCUCUGCGGGCAUGUGAGCGGUUGACAAUUUCAGAUCCACCACAUAUGUACGCGCCCUCCUGCCAGCCAGCUGAUUUUCAUGUCUCUACUGUGCACGCAGGAGAUGUGUAUGCAUGCGGGGAGGAUCAUGGGGGGAUUGCAGUGCGCCUCCCCCUACACUCUGUUUUUGGUGCCAGGAGGCUUCAGGGAGGACCUCUGGAACCCAGGGAGAGGCUGU